UGAUGGGAAGAUAUCACUUUGUUUCCAUUGGUUUUAAAUAUAUCGGGCACUGCUAACGUCCUGCGGAAAUCCAAAUACUGUAACGAUUUGGUUGCUAUGGUAGCUCGUACUGAGAAUACUUUAGGAAAUAUCAUGUGGUGGGGUCUUACUCCUGCCAUGAAUCUUGUAAAGUGCUUUGACAGUUUUUGUUUCGGCGAUAAUUUCGAUAGUAAAUCAUCAACUUUCACAGGGAAUAUAUUCACAACCUAGAUACUAACAUACUUUGCGUAGGAAUGGGCGAUUCAAGACACAUCUUGCGAACUUUAUCUUCAAGGUUUUCUGGAAGAAAUAAGUUUGAAACAGUAUUUGCCUUGUUGAUAUAUCAAUUUGUUGCUUAGUUUUACCUGAUCGAACCAUUUCACGAAACAUAUGCUCGGCAGAUGCUUCAGCUAUAUACAGCUCUUGAGCCUUACACAAGGAUAGGGUUGCAGGGUAAAAUAUGAAUUUGUGGUCUAAUCUCAAAAGAGAAAGUAGAGAUGUAUCUUGAAAUCUUUGGGAACGUGAUGAUUCGAGAUGUCACAUCUAAAUAUUUGAUCAAUGCUGCAAAUAAUCUGAGGAGGUUUACCUUUUUUCCGAGUGACUUAACUAUUUUCAGGUUGGUGACAAACUUAGGCCCUCUUCCAUCAUUUGAAUUUGUUGAUUUGUCACAUCUGAAAUACAAGGAACGUGAUAUGCUAGAGUCAACACUUAAGUUUUGGAGUGGGAGAGAUGAAACAAAGUUUGAUGCUGACAAGUGUUGGUAGGUUCCUUUUUGUUAUCAGUUUAGAAGAGACACAUAACGAUUAGUAGUCUUAUUGCCUUGUCAGGUUACAGAGUUUUUGGUCGUUCACCUUGUAACCAGUAAAGUCAUAAGAAAAAAGAAAUUAAAAUACUUGAUUACUGAUUUUCAUUAUUCAUAUUUGUAACAGAAGAAUCUAUGCUACUCUUUUCUGAAUGUUAUCGACACAACUUUUGAUCAAAUUUUUCUUUUAAAUCUCAGCUAACGUGCCAAAAGUGCCUUAUUAUUUUGAUCACUUUGGCAGAUAUGAGGUUGUUCCGAUCCAUCUUUCUGUACAUAAGAUUGUUUAACUUUAUAUGGCAGUUUUAUCUUCACUGAAGUCAUUUUAUAACAUAUCUUAGGUUUUGAUGACUUCAUAUAUAUUUUAUUGAUGCUUAUUUUUUGCCCUCCAAAUGUCUGACAUAAAACAGUUUUAUAAUUAAUAGGUUUAUUAAACACUGCUGCAUCAAUAAACCUAACCAUGUAGUAGACAGUUUAAGAGACAAAAUCAAUGACUAUUAGCUAAGCCUAUCGUUAUUCAUAAGUAGCGUGCCGGUAUGUUUAUAGUAUGGGAUAUCUUACCCUCUUUGCGAAGCAUAAGGUAGUAUAUCACCUUCUUCGAUGUCGUUACAUUGUUUUUAGUUUCACUAGUACUAACGUCAAUCCCUUUGCUGUUUAUCAACCAAUUUGUGGUGAUAUGUUGUUUUUAUUGUCUUAUUCAUACUCAAAGUUAUCCAAAAAUAGCUUUUUUUAAUAAUAUGAUCUUGUUAUGUGUUAGGAAAAGAACACUAAGCGAUACCCUUUUUUAACAAAUUGAAAGUUAGGAAAGAAUCAUCUAGUCCAAUAAUUAAGUUUAACUUAUAGGAAAUAAACACAUGUCCAAUCAUGUCUUUACCACAGUGACAAGUUAGCCUUGUCAUUAGAUGAUGGGAAUUAAUGCUGUCAAAGUCUUUGGUGCUGUUUAGAUACACAACGUCAAUCUGCUCUUUAUUAUUAAUUCACUGACGUAAUAAAACACUUUGAUUCGUCGUCAUAGAGUAGUUUCUUAAUUCAGUUUAUUUAAAUGUGAUAAGGUAUUUUAAUUUGAGAGAUGUUAUAGUCCGUUGUUCAAUGAAGUUAUUUUUACCAUCUGUCUCUGCUAAAAGAUAAAGGAUUGUAUUGAAUUUGCAAGAAUUUACCGAUCAUAUCUUUCAUAUGCCAACAAAAAUUUAGCCUUAACUUUAGGUAUUGAAACAUAGUCAUCACUAAUGGGUAUGGAUCUUAGGCAUUUUAAAGCUAAUGCUUGAUACGCUUCACUAUCGUUUGCAGACGUAAACAAGAAGGAUGAAAGUGUCUAGAACAUAAGAAGCAGCCAUAAAAACAGGUGAGGAAUAUUUAUUAUUUAUCAACAAGAAGAGAAUAGGCGUGAAUUUAGAGGGCUGGUUUCACAAUAAGUAAAUACACACUAGACAUACAGUGCAUGCAAUUGACCAUAUUUAUUUUCGGUUGACCUGGCUAUUAUGCACAGUAGCUAUAAUGGUUGUUUUUUGUCUAUAAACUCCAUCAAAAUUAUCUAGUAGUGAUAAACAUUUCACCCAUCGGCUGUUUUUCUGAUACGCUUAUAAGUGAUCAUUUAUGACUUUGAUUCACAAAUGCUGAUAUCAACUACUGGAUUCGCAAUCAUUCUAUUUCUUAUUUUCGGUUCUUGUUGGUAAUUCUUCAGGAAAAUAAAAUUCACCCCGAUUACUACUUACCAGUUGUUGCGCCGCUUAUAAAUUAGUUGUCCUAAGACCUUUUAUAUCUAAGAUAUUUGGGUCCUUUUUAAACAAGUUUUGAUGUGCUUUUAAUGACGACAGUAUGUUGGAAACUAUACGACUUUUAAAAUACUCUCAUGAAGUCGUACUAAGUAUAAAGUGAUAUAAGUUCUGCAACAUAUGGUUUCGUGGUACGCGUUUUGAAACAUUUUUUUCAGCCAAAUAUUGGGGACAAUUCGAUUGCUAAAUAAUAACCAACUUCUUUUUAGUUCAAUGUCGUUUAGGCUCUUACUGGUAGUUUUUAAACAUUCAUUGGUUUUGUUUGCGUUUUACAAAAUAGGUUCUUUCUUUUUGUUUGUUUGAAAAUAGUGUUAUUUAAUUAAUUAUUAAUGUGGAAUGUUGAAAGUAGUUUAAACUGUGAUAAAAAGUGGUUGGCACCAGUUUCGUCUAUGCAACCACUUAUUUCGGUUAUGUAUCAUUUAUAUAACUUUUGUUUUUAGUUGUCUUCUAUAAGGGUACCGCUUAUAAUCAUAUUCAACAGUUCAUUUGCGUCAUUAUAAGUUGGAAACUCGGUUGUCUGUAGCCUUUAUCUAUGAUAUUUGAAAAGUUGUGAUUUUAACGAAAUAUUGUGUAUAGAUCCAGAUGGGCAAAAAUACUGAUGACUUUCAGUUAUAGAAGAUGUUCUUAUGAGUCAUUACUUUUGCAAAAUAUGUAGAACUAGCUUACUGAUUAUAAGUGACAUUCUUCGAAAUAUACGAUGAGUUAUAGGUCAUCUGUUUUCAGCAGUAAUGAGUUGAAUUUGAAUAAAACAUAUCACAGAUCUAGAUGCUCAUUAGAGCUGUUUCUCAAACUAUUUAUGUAAAUGUUUUCUUGGGAGAAAGUAGUAAUCAAUACACUUCAUAUUAAUUUAGACUUUUUUAAGUUGACAUUAUGAACGUUUUCUGGCAAUUGUUUGAGCAAGUAACAUUACAGAAUAUUUUAAUUCCAUUACAAGUGUUUGGGUAUCACCCGUACUCCUUAUGCUUUUUGUAGGACAGUUUAUUAUUAUUAGCUAUGAAAACAUUAUUCGUCGUAAUUCAUAGGACUAUAAUUUUGUCACUGUUCCCAAAUAUUUUAUUGAUUUCAACCCCAGCAUCACAUAGUUUUGUCAUGAGUGUGUUAUUUAAAAUAUUCAAUGUCCGAGUUUUUAUCGAGAAGAGUCAGAUGCAUAGGCACAUUUAGAAAAAAUACUCCAACAGUUGAAUAAUUUUUUUGGUUAUACGUAAGCCUUAACUCGGUGACUGAUUAACAGUGACAGCGAAAUCUCAUUAAUUUCGACGCUAGGAUCACUCAUUUUAGAACAUUUGUUUUUAUGCUUGUUAUUCAUUUAACAGAGGCUACAAUUAAGUGUACGUAGUGGUUUCUUCAAUUCAGUACAGAGUUACAGAUUUGUGAGUUGUUGAAGGUAUGAGACAGAGUGCUCGGCCGUCAGCAAAAAGUAUCCAUGAUCUUUAUUCGAGAUCUGAAUCCAAUCCCCUUUGUCUAACAGUCGGGAAUAAUACCACUGAGAAAUUCUGGCUUCCGUUGGUAGAAAUAAGCUACUUAGUUGAAGUCUGUGCAACGACAGCUAUCAGUGAUUACAGACGUUGUGUGACGUGACUGAAAAUCGGUCGCAGUGGUGCAUAUGCAUUCACUUCCCAACUUCCUUCCUACAUACCUGUUGUGUCUUUUCACAACACAACAUUGAUGUUCAGUCCUUCUAAUUAUGAUUGAUGUUUCAUAGUUCUGAUUACUGAUCUAUCCCUCUUGUUAAUUUUAUUUAGUUAUGCUUUCGUAGUAUGAGAGCUCAAGUCAAACUUUCACUCCUGUCAGAUCCCAUUUUUGAUUAUGAUUAAAAACAACACGGUUAGUUGCUGAUAAAGUUCUCCCACUGAGCUAUUGCUAUUAUCAUUUGUCCGAAGUGAUGUUUACAAUUUGCGUAUACCCUGUUGAUUCUAAAUUAUCCGUUUAUUAUGGAAUUGUGUACUCACUUAUUAUUGAGAUUUAUGCCUUUAGAUUAAAUGGUCUUCUAAAUCUGAUACUCAAACAUGACUUCAAAUUUUUUUAUAGGAAUUAUCGUUUACGUAAACAUUUAGGUACUCGUUAUGAUGCUAUACCAAAUGUUUUCGACUGGGAUUGUAGCAUAACUCUACACGAUCGAAAGGCUACUCAAAUAAACUCUAAAGAAUAUGCUCAUUGGCGUCAGUAUGGGAUGGCAUUUGAACUUCGGGAAGCCAAUUACAAUGUUCCAAAUAGAAGUUUAGCUUCUGGAAGAGUUUUCAGGAAUUCAGCUGGUGAUAAAGGAGUUUACUGGGGGUAUUGGGGUGACAUAAUCUGCUCACCAUAUUUGGUGUUUGGCAUAGAUACAUCUGAAUGUAGUGAAUUAAAUCGUCUUGUUAAUGGGAAGCAUGCAUAUGCGGCAUCAACAAUAUCUGAAGUGAAUAUCCGUAAAAUGUUCUGGGAAUUAGAAAAUCAAAAAGACUGCCCAUUACAUAUAUCCGUUCCAUUUUUGGAUCCAUCAACAACAAAUGAUAAUAUCAGUUUCCCUGACGAAGAAGUUAGUUCACAAAAUGAUCCCACAGUAGAGAAUGACACAGACGAUAGUAAACAGAAUACGAAUGUUGAAAAUAGUAAUUCUGAUGACUGCAUACUUAUGAAGUCAGAAAAACUAAAAGAAGAAGAAGAAGAAGAAAAAACAUCAACUCAAGCCAAGUCGAAUGAAGAGCCAGAACAUCCUAAUAAAGAUUCUUUAACAAAACAAUUUGACAAUACAGAAUACGUUCCAUUGGAUAUUGCAAACACAUUCAAAGUUAAAUUUCUUCCAUGUAACAGCUUUUUAGACUUAUCUAUAAGAUACCGAUCUUUAUUUCUCAAAAGUAACGACAAUAACUCAUCAUCAUUAAACAAUCGUUUCCGAAUAAUUUACAUCGGUAACAGUUUAGUUCACUUAUUAUCUGAUCUGCAUAAAAGAGAAAGUAAAAAAGACAAUGGAUUACAUUCCAAAUUGAAUAGUAAUCUAGAUGCAGAAGAAUGUAAUGAUAAAUUAGAGGACAAGAAAGUUAUAUCCAAUGAAAGCACUUUAGAAAAUGAUUUAUUUAAUACUGAUACAUUCAAUGUUUCAUUCACUGAUCUUUUGGAAGAUGAAGCAUUGCUAAUUGUAGAAUCUAUUCUGUAUAUAGUGGAGGUUAGGUCUGAACAAAUCAAAGCGUAUUGCGAAAAUGUUAAACAAAUGGCUUGUGAUCUUGGUUUCGAGUCUAUUAAAGAAAUAAAACCAAUGGAGGAUCAUCAUUUAUAUUUUCGAUUCAGACGGAAAUUACAAUAACAAUGUUAAAUAUAAUGUAUUCAGUAAUAUCAUAUGUAUGAUUAUACUGAAACGUACUCUCUAUUUCACAGAAGUUCACAACUUUGAAGAUCAAAUAAAUGUCUCUGAAAUUAUUCAAGGAAUGCACUAAUGAUAUAUUUUAUUUUGUAUAUUUUGGUUUGAACUAACUACUGAUCAAUAUUUUUGGUAUUGUUGUAUCCCGAUAAGAAUAAAUGAACGGUAAUUUUCGGGAUCCAUUUAUGGACCAAUAUUAUGAGUACAUUUUUGUCGUAUGAUUGUUAUGUAACUAAACUGUUCAUUUUCAUCCCCCUCUUAUUAUGAGCUUUAUUUUGACCUAUGAACUAUGAAUAUACGAUUUACCAUUCAUGAAUUAUUCCUUGUCUGUUAAUCGCUACCUCCCUCAUUCACAGCCACAUCUGGCUAAUUCUUGUACAAAUAUUGUUUCAUAUUUUACUGGUACGUUGUGGUCGGUUUGAUUGGUAUAUAAACUCAGUAUGCUUGAAAUAUAAU
Messenger RNA from Schistosoma guineensis, 6379 nucleotides. The record is from the annotation of a GenBank genome assembly. Lineage: Eukaryota; Metazoa; Platyhelminthes; Trematoda; Strigeidida; Schistosomatidae.